UUUGAAUCAGCAGAAGCGGGCAGAAGAAAGUGAGAAUGUUUACAUCCGAUCGACCGCGACACGGGAGUCUGUACUGAGCUGGUGUGUUUCGGUUCGUGUCUACUAGGUUUACUAGUGGGAUAGUGAGUCAGUUCGAGUGUUUCAAGUGACUACAGGAGUCGAUGGGGAAGAAGGAGUUUUCUUUGAUUUCCUAUUUGUGAACAAUCCAGCAUAGGAAGUGAACGAUUCUUUGAAGGUUAAUUAUGAAUUCAAUGUCAGUUGAUGUGAUACUAGCGCGGAAAUAUUUUCGGGUGUUCCGAGCGACGAGCGUGUGGUGGUUUCGCGUGUGUUCAGUUGCUCGUUUUAGCAAGACGGCGUGCGCGGUAGUGUUCUAAGCCGCUAUUGCCGCCGUCGCCGGUGUUGAUGUGUUUAGAAUCAGCCCGUCGAUGUGUGGUGCUAUUCGCUGUAGCGUGAACUUGUGAUAAAAAGCAACCUUGAUGGUCGUGUUGGUGGCCAUGGAUCCCCAAUCUGCCCUGUGCUAGUGAGUGUGCGUCUCUUUCGGUUGUGCAGUGAGAGUGAAGGAAAAAAGGCACAAUUAAGAACGAGUGUAAGUGGCCUAAAGACCUAUAUUCGAGUGAAGUUUUGAUUAUUCCCGAAAUUUUAGUGUAAAUAAGUCCGGAUUUGGCGCGGGAUGAUAGCGAAAGUGGCGUAGAGCGAGCGAAGUCCAGUGCCCGAUGGCGUAUAAGCUGGUCAAAGUGACGACAGGCGUGUCGAAUUUCGAUGUUCUGGAAUAAGUAGUUUUUUUCCGCAAAUUUUUUGCAGGUUUCGAAUUAGAAGAAAUACAAACACAAUUUUGUCAGAGCAACCUUUCGAAGGUGUAGAGAAACCGGGCGCGUGUGUAAGUGCGCGUAUUAGCGAAGAAUACCAUAAGUAAGAAUGAAAAUCGCGAUAUUUGCGAAUUUAUAGAAUCGAUGCAGUAGUGUGUGUUGUUCGUGAAAUUUGCUUCCUGCUACGCCGCAGCCUCUGGAUGAGAACAUCUCGCCAUCCGGAAACUGUGCUGAAGUUUCCAUCCCAUUGAAUGCACUUUUUUGGUGUUUGGUGUGACCAUGGUUUUGCCGAUGGAGGCACCACCUCCGGCACUGCUGCUGCUGCUGCUGCAAUUACGACUGUGUUAGUGUGCAUAUGCAACGACGAUGGGAAGAAAGCGUUACAGCCGUGAACCAGCUGCCAAGUGACAUCUAGCUGCAGAGCACCCACCCUCCGCCCAAAACCCGGAACACAGGCAGCCAACCACCCCUCCCUGCCCACCCCUCUAUUUCCGAUCGUGUUACUGCUGGAGCUAUAUUGCAAAUUGCACUGUUGCUGGACGCCCGAGCUAUUUUCGGUCCAUGUGCUGCUCCAUUGCACUUGUGCUCUUUCUUCGACCUUGAACUAUAUACUUGCACUCCGUAUUUCGUCCCGUGCUGCUGCGUGCAUCUCUUCCUGUUGCAUCCAGGGACGGCUAGAACCGGCGCGUUUGGAGCUCAAGAGCGCAUAUUUCGGGAACGACCUGCAUACGAAUGCUGCCGUUAGUGUGUGUGCUUGUGUAAAAACCAGUGUCCCCGUAAUAAUCUGGAUGGUCUGGAAAGGAGUAACCACUGGCAUUGGCCAGUUUGUGAAUCUCAUUGUCAUUCAGUCAAGUGUUACCUGAAGAAGCUGGGCUAGGAAAAAGUGUCUCGCGUACUCGAAUCGUUAGUACAAAGUUCUAAAGUGUUCAACCCGAAAACCGUAGAGAAUACCCCAAUCUCCCGCGUACGUAUACUGUAGAGGUGUAGCAAGCAAAGGUGAAAAAUCGAAAAGUCCCAGUAGAUAUUUUAUAUCUGAAACUUAAGUGUUGUGUAAAUUUGUAAGCAAGUGAAGAAAAAUGCACGAAGAAGCCACCUCGACGGCCAGUUCUUCAUCGACAUCCAAGCCUACCAACAUAGUCUAUGCCAGUAUCAAUGGCGGGGGUGGCGGUGGCGGUGGUGGUGUCGUUGGCGGGGGUGGAAGCCAUUUCAAUGGAAAUUUACUGAUAACGGCAUCCCCGAUUGAUGACUCUUCCUCAUCAUUGUAUGAGUUGGUCCAGCAGCAGCAACACCAUCAAUCAACAAUGCAUCACCAACAGCAACACCAUCAUCAACAGAUCUUGACAACUUCUCAGCCAAUUCAUACAACUAAGAUAAUCAUCACCAACAGUUCCCUAAUCAGUACCACAACUAGUCCAAUCGGGGUUCGGUCCCUUCAGCAUCACACCAUGCAUCAACAGCAACAGCAGCAGCAGCAACACAUUCCGGUAAACUCCUCUACGAAUGUGAUCGUAACUUCCGGAACUCCUACAUCCUCGACUAGCGCCGCCAGCAGCAGCAGUUGCGCUGGUUCCUCAUCCGGAAUUACAACAAUAGUGAUCAAUACCGACGAAUCGCCGUUCGAUUCUGACACCAGUCUGCAACUUUCGGCAGCCCUAGAAGCUGAGGCCGGAACAUCCGGUCUGCUGUCGGCAGAUACCGGCUGCAAUUCGGCUGUGGCAGCGGUCGCAGCCGCAGCCGCCCUUAUCGAUCUGCACCCAUCGUCAUCGUCCAGUACGACUGCUUCGCCACCCACCGGAGGCAGCCUGGUGGUGAGCGCUGCUGGUGCUGAUGGUGGAGUUGGUGGGGUGCAUCUUCAGGAACUGGGUACUGCAGCGACCCAGAGUGGAUCUUCCUCUACGGAUGACAACGUUGCAACGCUGCACGAACCGAUCGAGAUCAAAAUUCCAUCGGAGGGGUCCUACACGCAGGGAUCCGAUGGUGGCUACCACGAGAACAUCUCCCAGACGCAGUCAAACUAUCUAGCGAUCCCCCCGUCAGAACUGUGCCCGGUGUGCGGUGACAAAGUCUCAGGCUACCACUACGGACUGCUGACGUGCGAGUCGUGCAAGGGCUUCUUCAAGCGUACCGUCCAGAACAAGAAGGUGUACACGUGCGUCGCCGAGCGGCAGUGUCACAUCGACAAGACCCAGCGCAAACGCUGCCCCUACUGUCGCUUCCAGAAGUGUCUCGAGGUCGGCAUGAAACUAGAAGCCGUACGAGCCGAUCGGAUGCGUGGUGGACGGAACAAGUUCGGCCCCAUGUACAAACGGGAUCGGGCGCGAAAGCUUCAAAUCAUGCGACAACGACAGUUGGCACUGCAGGCACUGCGGGGGUCCAUAGGCGGCGGCGUCGGCAUCGGUCAGCUUGGUUCGGACGGUGCGUCAUCGCAGCUGCUGGCCAUCGACUACCACCAGCCGUACUCCAACAUGCACAUCAAGCAGGAAAUCCAAAUACCGCAGGUGUCCUCGUUGACGUCCUCACCCGACAGCCCACCUAGUCCGGUCGCCAUAGCGUUAGGCCAAGUGAACCCGCAGACGACGAUAUCGCUGAGUAGUGGCGUAGGCGGAAACGGUGGCAGUGGAGGAGGGGGAGGCAGCAACAAUAGUUCCGGUGCGGGCACCGGAGGAUCCCAUUCUACGUCCUCGGCAAUCCAGAAUCAACUCUCCGGCUCGAAGCUAUGGAUGAGCGCCAAUUCGACAACCGCCUCGCCACACUCACUGAGUCCCAAAGCGUUCAGUUUCGACAGUGGAACGAAUCCCACCAGUACCGCGGACUCGGGCAAUCCUGCAGAUACGUUAAGGGUAUCGCCGAUGAUUCGAGACUUUGUACAAUCCAUCGAUGACCGGGAGUGGCAAACGUCGCUCUUCUCGCUGCUGCAGAACCAAUCCUACAAUCAGUGUGAGGUGGACCUCUUCGAGCUGAUGUGCAAAGUAUUAGACCAAAAUCUGUUCUCCCAAGUGGACUGGGCGCGGAAUACGAUAUUCUUUAAGGAUUUGAAGGUGGACGACCAAAUGAAGCUACUGCAGAACAGCUGGUCCGACAUGCUGGUGCUGGAUCACAUCCACCAGCGGUUGCACAACGGCCUGCCGGACGAAACUACCCUGCACAAUGGGCAAAAGUUUGAUCUCUUAGGUUUAGGACUGCUGGGUGUGCCCAACCUGGCCGAGCACUUCAACGAGCUGCAGAACAAACUUCAGGAGCUCAAGUUCGACGUGGGUGACUACAUCUGCAUGAAAUUCCUGCUGCUGCUAAAUCCUGAAGUCCGGGGGAUAACCAACCGGAAGACGGUCGUCGAAGGCUAUGAAAAUGUGCAAGCGGCGCUGCUGGACUACACCCUCACCUGCUACCCGUCGGUACCCGACAAGUUUAGUAAGUUGCUCAGUAUUAUACCGGAAAUCCACGCGAUGGCAGCUCGGGGUGAAGAUCACCUGUACAUCAAACACUGUGCCGGAAGUGCACCCUCCCAGACGUUACUGAUGGAGAUGUUGCAUGCAAAGCGGAAAUGAAGUCGUCGUCGCAGGAGAACCAGCAGGAAGAUUGCUUAGUGGGCAAAAUAGUUUGCACCAAUGUCGUUCAAAAACAAAAGAUGAAAAAACAGACCAUCCAAUUGAAUGAUCAACCUUUACUAAGAUUGUGGCAUGGAGAGGAGCAAUACAAUUGUGUUCGAUUUGUUAUUUUUUUGCAAUUUGUCACGAGUGUGGACUUAUAUUUUUCGAGCGGCGGAAAUCUUCUUUGCUUACUUGUUAUUAACUAUUUUUAAUAAUUUAAUUUUUACCGGUCGUCCAUUAUGAGUGAAAGGGUAAAAUAGUCCAAGGGUGUGAGAUAUUCCCAGCCCAACAAACAGAGAGAACAAAAAUCCGUUCCACCACGGUAAUCGGAGCAGCCAGAUGCAUACAGAACCGAGUCGGUAAACCAACCAAUUCACCUUUUAUUAGAUACACCAAUAAACAGGAAAAAAUGACGUUACCAUUUCAACUCAGCGAAUUAAGUUUUAAUUCUCAGUAAUAGUUGUAGUCCAAAAAGUGAACACAGUCAUCCGGUACAAGAAAAAUCCGUAAAAAUAGUCAAUCCAAAUCAAAUUUGCCGAUAAAUCUAAUUCAAUGUUGGAAACAUGAUAUUACAAAGCUAAAUUUCAGACCGCUAAUCCGAGUCAGACAACAUAAACCCGGCUGCGCUACUCGCAGCUUGGGAUAUAAGCAAAAUAGCGAGUGAAGCAAAAAUACACAAGAAAACAAACGCAAAAACAAUGGAUCUAAAACUAAGUGUUCAAUAAGUGUUAAACUGUUAACGAAUUCUCCUUAAGAAAACAAUAACUCUUUUUUUUUUGUAAUAAUCCUAACCUUUUACGUUUCGGAACGUUAGUGCAAUAUAUAUGAAGCAAAGCAACAAUCAUGUCACCUAAUCAUUUUGCACCAGCGCUCAAAGUCUCAUACUUCUUCGCCCGGUCGCGGAAGAGCACGAUCCUGUGGCAUUUCUCAUCGCCCAAUUCACCAAACACCCAAAAAGGUGGUGUCUAUCAGCACUCUACAAAAUAUUCCUCUUUGUCCUACACCAACUCUACGUAAACCGAUGGCACUCAAGAAAUAGUAAUCCACCAAUUACACACAUGAACAAUGCAAGCCAAUAUUAACGAUAAAUCAGCAUUGGUCGAAUAUAGUAAUGGAAAAAAAAAUUCAAAGUUGUUGAACAUGCUUUUACUUGUUGAAGCUACACACAAACAAAAAUAUACACACAGAAACAAAAACCACACCAGAUGAUCCCAAAACUGUACACACUAAAUGUUACCGAUUAAAGUUCAAACGCGACGCACAGAGCAAGCGGCGUUCCAAAACAGUUUUACAGAAAUUAAAACAUUCAAACAAUCAUGGCCGAAACAGGCUGAGAUUUCCACACUUUGCACUCGAACAUCACAAACGCGGUACCGCAUUUAACAUGUUGUACGUAUGGUAUAGUAACAGGAGGGAGUGCUUUUCACCGACAUUACAUACGCGAGCGCACGGGCGGCGCAAAGCGAUUUCCGCGCACAGUGGUUGGUCAGAAUUUCUUCGCGGGUCAAAAAAUAAAGCGACAUUCGACGACGAUGAUGAUUUUAGUUGCGAGAGGUUCGUUUGUUCUUUUUUUUCGUAUACUAAAAAGCUCUAUUCAAUGACUUUAUUUGUCUUUAUCUUUUAUUUUCUCACUUGUUUCAUUUAUUACCACUAAUUCUUUCAUUUUUCCAAAUAUUUCAUUUGGUCAACUUGAACAUUACUAAUUAACUCGCCAAUACUCAGCACUUUUGAAACCUUGUUUUAUGAUCAUCUUAAUACUUGCCCUGCCUUCUAAUAUUUGUCUGAACCCAAGAACGGUUUCGUGGGGUAUAGUCGUGCCCCUACGCUAUCAAGGAAAAACAGAAACUCAUACUUUGAAAGAUUUUUUGUAGAAAGAAUGCAAUAGUUCUUAGUGUAAUGUACAAAAACGAAUGCAUUAGAAUUGGUUGCUUUGUAAAACAGUUUAGUAUAGAGCUUUGUAAUGUAUUUUUACAUUCAGUAAAAAUUAAUCGUUUCAGAUAGAUUUUAGCUCUCGCUUACAUUUGGUCGGUGUUAAGUCAGACCGGACUAAGUCGCAAAACAUCAAAAAAUGAGAUAAUGAUAGCACUGGAUAAAGAAUUUCGUCAGCUACAUUCGGCUUUUGCCAGAUUUGAUAUAUUUAACAAUAAACAAGAAUUAUGGCAAAAAUAAAUUCCCAAUCAUAAUGUAAAGGAUGCUGCGAUUCAAACUUUAAACUCGUUUUUCUCGAAAUCAAUAUUUUGUCGCUUAGUCCGGUCUGACUUAACACCGACCAUUUGUACCCAACGCGAAACCGUUCUGAGGUUAAUCAUAUCAUUUUAAAAUUUGACGUAGCACUUAAAACGCGCCAGCUAUCAGGGUAUUGUGAACCAUUGCUGAAGCUGUGAUUAGACGAAGCCUAGCACCUUCUGCUUUUGUAAAAACAGCAAACUUCUGUAUCGUUGAUCACCCUCUCUUUUAAUAUAUUUUGUUACAUUUCUUUGCCUUAGCUCCAGUCUACAAAACAAAUUUCUCUUACUUUCUUCUGAUUUUUCCAUUAAUCGUCUUCAAUAAAUGGUGAUCAUUGAUUCAAAUCACUAUUCGUUCGUCUUCUAUAAGCCUGAGGCGAUUGAUUUUUGUUCAGUUUUGCAAGCCGGGAUUUAUAAUUUGUAAAUAAAAAUAGAUGAUACUCUAAAAAAAUUUAACUAAAAGUGGAAAAAAGAAUGCACAGAAACCUGUAGCUAAUUUGAGACUUUAUUGAUGUAGCAGAACAACAAACUCAAUUACUCACAACCAUAUUCCAAGGAAUCGGCUCAAAAUUGCACCAAAUAAGCUUAAUAUGUUGUUUUUUUAAAUCUCUACGAUCUUUAGUUUUUCUCUAAUAUCUUCUGCUCUACACUUCUGGCAUCUUCAGGUUCUUCGACUUUUUUGUCUCUAAAGGCUUUUCCUAUUUUUUCAUUCUUCUUCAAAGCAGAUAUGAACAAAAUACAUAGGCAUAUUUUCGCUCCUCCUGUGAUCCUCUAUUCUUUUUUUCUCAUCAUCACUAAGAAAUUUUAUGUUUAACUAUCAUUCUAACACACCUCCCCAAUCAUCGUUCUACUCAUGAUUACUCGGAGAAAAGCCAGCAUUUUUCAUCCCAUCUGUAUCCAUCGGAAAACACCACCGCUCACGUGAUUAUCCAUCCUCCGCUUGGGCAGCGCUGUCGUCGAUUGAAAUUGACGCUUUUGAUGUAUACAACAGCGCUGUCCAAGCGGCGAAAAGAAGAAUUAAGCCUACGUUGCUUUUUUAUGCCUGCAGCGCUGUCCAAGCGCCAAGCAUCGAACUCAGUUGAGAUUUUAAAAUUUUUAGCCAAUGCAAACUGUAAAAAAUAAAAUUUUGCAUUUCAAUAAACGUAUUCGGGUGUCAUCUUCGGAUGAUGGAAACUGACAUAGGGUGACCAAAUGGCAAAAUAAAGGCACGUUGUAUCUGGCCUGAGUCAAUUUGGAAUGAUGUAGUGCCAAUGCUGAAUGAUGAUAAUCCGAACAGAAAUGUACAGUAACUAAACUAUAAUUUUCACUGUGACGGUAUACUGCCCAUAACCAUAUAUCAGUCCCAUUUGCGUUACCACGAAUCGGAGAAAACUAGCGUUAAGUUUGGCAUAACAUUUUCGCUAUUUCUGUAACCGUUGUUUGCCCAACAAAAAACAAACCUUUAACAGGCCCUCGAGCGCAUUCGGGUACCCGUCAAUUAAAAAGCUCUUAACUUUAACAUUUUGGGAUGUUUUAGUUCGAGAAACUCAUCCAUUUUUAGAAUCUGUAACCAGAUGUAUGAAUUUGGUUCCCAGUAAUCCAGUUUUCCGCAGGAAUGUUCCAGUAUGAGAAUAUAAUUUGUAAAUUUCAUCAAAAUCCAAGGAAACGGUAUCGAAAUUUUUGCAAUUGUCUGUAAGGACAGCCACUCACGGCCCUACGAGAAUCUUUCCGUUCCGAGGCCAAACAACCAAAUGGUCCCAGGUCCAUGAAAUGCAGACUUCUGAGGCGUUUACAAGAAUUUUGAUACCCAUAUUGAAAUUCACAAAUUGUAUCCCAAUAUUGGAACAUUCUUCCAGAAAUGCCUGUUCCCGGAACCAGAAGAAUUCAUCCGAUUUUAUUUUUACGUAGUCUAAAAGUAAAUAAGUUCCUGAAUCCAAAACCUCCGAAAGUGUCCAACUCAGUUAAAAUGCUAUAGUUGAGAGCAUUUCAAAUCUGCGUGUACCCGGGUACCUUUAUCCUAAGACAAGACAUGACAAUAGAGGGGGUCGUUUUUGUUCCAAUUUUACGUCAGAAUGUUCCAGCUCCUGAUUGGUUGAUUCUGACUUUUUGCACCGUACGCAACGUUACUGCAGGGAUAGCUAAAUGAUGUUUGGCAGUGUUGCUAUAUUUUUAGAAAAAAAUGUAAUUGCUUUUGACAAAUAAUAUUAUUAUCAUUAAAAGAAUAAAAAAGAAUAAAUGAAUCUAAAAUUUGUCAGAAAAUGGUUUCAUCAAACCUUACUGAACACCCAUGACAUUGAAAAAGGGUGCCCUUUAUUAAUAUAAUGGAUUCAAGAUACAAAAUAUUGCAGGCAUAACAUAAAUUAACAAGUAUCCAUUUUCAUUUUAAAAGAUAGCAACACUGUUCGGAAGAUUUCGGCAGGGUGGAAAUCUGCGAAAAGAAGAAUGUCGAAUGAAAAACAAGAAGCCGAUUGUCACGUCUUGUCUUAGCCUUUAUCGACCUGUUAUGGGGUAAAGCCCUUCCUCAGGCCCCGUUUUCUGCAUCAUCACAUUUAUUCCCCAAAAGCUAUGGUGAUGUUGUAAGAUGUACUAAACACCAAUUACGAGCUUGCGGAAUUUAUUGGAUUGAAAUCUGAAUAGGUAUCAGGGUACCCUGUCGACCACAUAACGAUUAAUAUGAAGUUGAUUUUUGUAUACACUUUACAAUAAAUCAAACGUCAUGCAUACAGAGGAAUAAUAUAUCCAUAUCCAUUGCGGUCAUUUUCAAUCUACCUCAUAAAUAUGACCGCAAACCGGUCCCAUCGCUAAGUGUAUUCCAGUGUAAAUAUUAUCAUGGGACUUGACAAGUGUGAAGAGUGCUUUUCAUUUUUGUGCCUUCGAAAUAACCGGUUUGAAAUUAUUCACCACGCCGUUUUUUGGAUGAUUGAUGCAGAAUCUUCAGGCUAACUUAUUAAAUAAUAUGAUUACUUGAUUACCAACUCGUUUUGAACUUUUGGUUUUAUAUUAAAAUUGUAUUUAGCUGUAAUUAAAUUUCUGCACUUUUUUAAAUUCAUACAAAUCCAAAGGAUUCUUAAUCAAAAUAUUGCUCUACGAAGUAGUAAAAUGGCAUUUUUAUUUUCUUAUUUGCAUUUUUUCUUUCAAUGAAUAUUCUACUUCACUUACAGGUGGCCGGAUUUGGGAACCUUUAAAAUCAAUCUAUAUUAUUUUGAGUCCAAACGCACGAACCACCUUGAAAUUUAUUCAUUUUGUUCGCAUUCAUUUCUGCCGAAAUAGGUAGAUGGUAGAAUCGCUUCCCCGUACGUCGGCCAUAAAAACCCAGUACGUAGAGGGACCGAUGGAAAUGAAAUGUGAAAAUUAAUAUUAGUUUGGCAUUCAUAGGUUUUAUCGGUUCGCAUUGUCUUCAUCUGUAACAUCUUUGUGCAAGUUAGAUGAUAAAUCUAGACUGGCACCAGAAUUGGCACAGGUUAGACGCUAAAACUAAACAGCACCAAUAUUAUGCAAGUUACUGAUGAGGAAAAUCCGAAACGCAAAAAACUACUUGUAUGUUAGGUAGUGGCCUUCUGCACAAAACAAUUCGGAUCUGCAAAAAAAAUUCUGCUUCUAAACAAUUAACAUUUGACUAUUGAAUAUUAUAUCUUAGUUGUCAUGCCACGUUCGUUUAAAAUUGUUUUCAAAUGGACCAUUAAAAUUAUUCGAAUCUAUUAAUAUCAUCGGUACAAUUAGUUUCUAUGCCAGUAAUGCAAAACAGCCGAAAUAAUAAAGAGGCUGAGUGCACGUUUCCGUGACGUAUAAUAUGCAUUGGUUUUCAUCAUUUGUUCCUAAACUGAGGUUUUGAACUUAGCCAGGAAAAGCUGAAUUUACAAUUUUUUAAUUAUUUCAUUCCAACAGCACAAGAAUGUUCUGAUUGCGUGAAGCAUACUUUGAGAAUGCACCACAAUUCUAGUAUAUUUAUAAAAAUAUUUUCGCUACUAAAUGUCCGAGGGUCUACAAACAUCCCUAAAUGCAAGCACAUUUGCGGUGACACAUUUAGUCAAAUCAAGGGUAUAGCUAGGUUUGAUACGUGUAGAUACUUUCACAAGGGCAUUUUUAAACUUUUUUUUUUGGGGAUUUCAUGAACGUUAGUCUUCAUGAUAGCUCAAAAUUUUGUGAUAAAGCGGAGUGUAGAGCGAAAACAUGGUUCUAGGUCAGACUAAGAUCGAUUGGGCAAAGCGAAACAUGCCAAAUCCGGCCAAAAAGUGUUGAGUCUUCGUAAGACCUCAAGAAGUCACUUUUGGACGCUUCCAUGCGGAUUUGUCCGUUGACCGAUUCAGAUGUGACGAAGAAGGAAUAUUUUGCCACAUUCGCAGAUCGCUUGCCAAACAAGGUUUUCUGGUUGGUUGGCUAAAGUCCGGUACCUUCCACCGCAUGUGUAUGUCAUGGAGCAAUUACCGACGUUGAAUCGCUCUGGAUGAAAAGUUGAAACGUCUAUCGUUUAUUUACCAUUUAUCUGCCAGUGUCAGUCCAAUUGAGCACGAGACCUGUCAAUGACCCUCGUGCCAGAAGAAUUCGAAGCGAUUUUCUUUGGAUUGAGUGCUUUUGACAGGUCUCGUGCUCGAUUGGAAUUGCACAUAUUAGUGUCGUUUUCGCUUGAACCCGAAACUGAGUCAGGUUCUAACCCCAACUGCUGUCAGUUCAUACAUUUUGACAGCAGUUGGGGUUAGAAACAGACUCAGUUUCGCUUUAAGCAAAAACGACAUAAGAAAAAGAUAGAGUUGGCGAGUCUUUAUCCAGAGGGAUUCAGCGUCUUUAGGAGCAAUGACUGACACCUUUUUUGCUUAACACAACUGGAAUCUUUCACCAGUUGAUUCUUUUUGUCAAUUUAUAGUCUGCUGGCGAAUUGGUGCUUACGUUUAUUGGAAGCCGUCUCACAUAUACGUACGAUCACGAAGCCGCUUGAUUUAUCUCUCAUAUAUGGCGUUAAAUAUCGUAAGAACAGUUGUAACCAAUUUCGUCCCCCAGUCGCGUUGUUAUUGAUGAAAGUUUUCCAAUAUAAUUAGGACUCCUCAAACGUGAUUUGAGAAAUUAAGUUAUUCUUUAAAAUUUGUGAUAAUUUAUGACACAGAAAGUGGUGCCGUUUUCAAAUUUUAAAAUCCAACUGUCUAAUAUGAUAAUGAAAAACACCAAUGAGCUAGGCCAUCCGAGAAUAGGAUUUUGGCAUGGAAGGUUGAGGGAGACACAAUUAUCUGAAAACAUAUGGAUACCCAAUCCCGAGUUAGUGUAGUUAUCCAAUGAACAUAAUUGGAAAUUGAAGUGGGGCUGAUGUGUGCUCCCUUUCCACAUUCAACUUGUUAUUUUUAAAAUGCGACAAUCUGAUUCGUUUUUUUCUCUCACGAUUUCUAGAACAAUGUUGUCAGUUUUAUAAAUGUAGAAGAAAGUUGACCUAAAUUAAUAACGAUUGGGCCAAUCAAAACAACAACAAAAAUGCAAAUGGGGCAGUUACGUGGUUUGGGAUCAGCUAUUUUACAAUUAUUUGUAGCCAAUAAUGGUAUGCUACAGCUUGAACUUGAGCUUCUGCGACCUCCCCUGGUUGCUAAUCUGUUAUUGAUCCGGACUGGCUGAAAUGACACAGAGAAUCAAUAAAUGAUAAUGCCUGAUUUUGUCUGAAAUCUGCUUGUUCGAUUCGUGAAAAUAAUUUGCAUGCCAUGGAGAAGAAAGACUGACCAGCUCAAUUUUUUCCGAUUUUACAAUUAAAAUCUACCAAGUGCAAUGUUUCAUCAUUUUUUAUAAUUUUAAAUCUAAAAAGAACUUUUAAAAAAAAAUCUUUAAAAUGACUUCUAAGGAAAAAUGUGACUACAUAUUUGUCGAAAAACUGAAAAAAGAAAAAGGAAUCGAUUGGAAUCCAUCAGCAGCAGCGUGUAGAUCACUAUUGGCGCGCUGUCAACUCACACUUGGUAGUCACCUCCAAGUGCAAUGGCAAUAGUCUAAUAAAAAUCUACUCCGGCAUUCGAAAAGCACAACAUAGACGAACGCUAUUAUUUCUGUUGUUCACCAUCGACAGUCUUCUACUUAGUGUUGUUCUUAUGCGACUUUUUUGUCAGUUGUUCCCAUGGUAAAGAUGGACAAGUCUCUCUUUGCCAUGAGACAUGUUAGUGGACUCGUACGAAUCUUCCUAAACUAGAUUUCUACCAGCAGAAGACUAAAUCAUCAUCAUGAUAACUCUGCCAAUCCUAGUCUUCUGAUCUGUAUCCUUGCUCUCACCUGAAUUCUAUGACUCCAAACUUUUCAUAACUUUCUCUAUUCAGUAGUCAAUUGAAAGUCGUUAAAAGAAAAGUCGUUAAACAAUAAAAAGUCGGGUUUCGUUAAGCGGAAGGAAAUUUGCAUUCUAAUGGAUUUAAAGAAGAUAUCGAAUCGAAAAAAAUCGAAUGAAAAUUCGACUAUAAAAUAAAAAUUCAAUUAAAAAUCUGACAAGUAAGAUUCUAAAACUCUCUUUUUAUUCAAGAUAUAACAAAUUGCUGAUAAACAAAGGACGAGUGGAGAUGGGUCAUUUGUGAUAAAGCCAUUCAGCUUAUUAAACCUUCAUUAUAGCCUAUGUUUGGCAUAAUUCAGAGAAGAAAAGGACAUUAGAAAUACUAUUUUUCAUCGUAAGGAAAACGGUAUUUUGACCCAAUGAGCUGUGCUGAAGAUUCUGUUUAACAUAUCCACAGCCAGAUGGAUGAUUUAGCAGCAGUAUUUAGCACUUCUACAGUCGUGAUUCGCUGAUCGCAAUUGAAUGCUAAAAUCUCAUGCUAAACUUACUUCGAUAAAUAAACAGACAAUGGCUAAAGGUAUACAUGGAUGGAUUCUACAUAUCCCUUUUGGACAAUUUUCGAUGUCUGUCGGUCAUCUAUUUGUUAGUUUGUUAGUUGUACAUUUUUUAAAAUUUCGAUUAUAGAGGUCCUUAAGGUCAUUCGCCUCUUCGAGUUAGAAAAAUCUUUUAUGAAUAAUUUCUAACCCUAUGUGCGGGGUCAGGACUCGAACCCAGGUGCGAUGCUGGACAAGACAUUAACAUUUUUCGGGAUAUCAGUUUUUGUGUUGCUGGUAAAAGCUGGCCUUUGUCAAUUUGCUUGUCGCUUUUUAAAAUGCCUUUUUGUAUUUUCAUUUGAGGUCAUGAUUCGCUAUUAUUACAAUUAGCUUUCCUUUUUACCCGAAGUUGUUUGCAAUUUUUUGUUACAUUUGCAAACUAUAAUGGAGGAAAACGAAAUAUAUAUACAAUAAAAUAAUACACAAGAAAGAUAUUAACUUAAAACAGUAAACUCUAUAAAGUUACACAACUCAGAACAUUAUAAAAUAUGAUUUAGGCCCAAUAACCCAUGCUAGAAGCACAGUUCAUAUACCAGUUUAAUGAUUUUCUGUAGAUAAACUGAAUCAACACUAAGGUCAUUUCUCAGAUUUCAACCAAAUGUCCUAAAUUUUUCGCAAAUGUAGAAGCUAUUUUGAAUGACAAUUGAGCGGCCGAAUAGUCGGAAGGACAGAACACACUCCGUAGCCAACAUUAAACAACUUUAAGAAUGUAAAAAUCGCCUACCUUUCAGUGUAGGAAUUAUCUGAACAAUUCUUCCCGUAAAAGUCGGCCACGAAUAUCCAGAAUAAAGAAUAAUAGUCGGCAAAAAAACUACUCUGUAAGAACCGGUUUUAUUUUUGGCCGGUUUUUAUACUAAAGGUUUUUUUUCUACCGACUCUUACAAAGAAUACGAUUUGUACACUUGAAAUUACUAUUCGGUUUUUAUAUUGCAAUAUAUUUAAGGCGGGUUUUACGGUGCAUGUUCUUUUUAUCUUUGAUUUUCGGUCGCUUAAUUAUCGAACGAUCCAGGCCACUAAAAUAUAUUUUAAAAAAUUAGAAUAUAACUAGAAAAUAGGAAUUUGUUGACAACAUUGCACAUUUUCACUAAAAGAGAUAAUAGACAACUGCAAGUAGUUCAAGCUGAAAAGUUUCAUUGAAUCCAUUAUGAAAUAUUUUUUAAGAUAUUGAUUUGUUGUCUUUUGUCAAGCCAUACACGAGGAUUCGGGCUUUAAAGUUUCAUCUCUUUAAAAUAACGCCUUUUAAACUGUAAUAGAAAACCCCUACCAGGAUUUUUUCAGAAUUUUUCAUAAAUAUUAUUGCAAAACUGUUAAAGAUCGUUGCCUUCUAUCAGCCUUAUUCAAAGCGGAAAGUAGUACUAGUUUACAUUUAAUAUACAUGUCAAUUGCUGAAAAUUUGAUUAUCUGAAAAAAAUAUAAAAAACCAAUUCUAGCGAAAAUGGUCUAAGGAAUUGGAGAGCUCCCGCUACACAAACAAUAUCGUAAAACGCUGUUGACUUUUAAACAUUUAAUUUUUGAUUUUCCGCACAGUUUCAGUAAUGUAAAACGCGUUAAUACUCCCAAAGUCUGGUGCCUAACGGCAUAGUCUUACAAUAAUGUUUGUAAGAUCAGAUCAAUGAGUGAACCAACAAUUGUGCUUCUAUACGACUUCUAUACGACUCUAAGCACAGUGACAAUAGUCUAAUAAAAAUCUAUCCCGGCAUUCGAAAGGCAAACAGAGAUGAACAGCAGCAAUCAUCAUUAAGAUUGAUGCUAAACGUCGACAGGUUUUUAGUGGUGAUCUUGCGUGGCUUAAUUUUUGUCGGCUGUAACGGUAAAGAUAGACACGUCUACCUUUAUCAGGACACAUGUUAGUGAACUCGGGUGAUUCGUAGUUAUUCUGCCUAAGCUCGACCCUCAUUAACAGAUGACAAAGAUUAAGCCCGUACGAUAUUAAGCAUGUUCUAAUGACCCUGCCACAUCUAGUUUCUAGAUCUGUUUACUUCACAUCCUUGCUCUCACUUGAGUACUAUGGCUCUAAUUUUCAUAACUUUCCCUACCCAGUAAUCUCUAGCUAAUUGAAUGUCGUUAAAAUGUAAAAAAUAUACGAGUAUAGUUUCCUUCCUUCAAUUUCAAUUUGCUCAUAUUAAACCUUAAAUAGUAUGUUCUAUCGGUUCAUCUUUCCUCCGUACGCUUAAUUAAUUAAUAAUUUUUUUUCUCUUCGAUAUCUAUAACUCCAUUUGUUUCUCUACACGAUUUUUUUUUCUUCUUUCAAACUUUGUUAGCGUAUUCUAUUAAUUAUUUCCAUUAUCACUUUUUCUAACAAACUCACAACUCCAACUUUCGUCAAAACCUGUUAACGACGGCGUUCGACUUCACCAACAAACCCUAUGCGCACCGAUCCGGAACCAUCCUCGCCGAUGACCACUCCGAUGACCACGGUGCAAAACACUGUAAAUACACAGCAAAACAAAACAAAAGUCAUCUGGGAAAGCAAACGUGAAACAAACAUACAAGGACUCUGUAUAUCUCUAGUUGAUAAGUGAAACCAAACCAAAAAACAAGCGAUACGGCGAAGAAAAACGCGACUCACGAAUAACCCCAAUCGAGUUCAGGUUCUAGCUGGUUCUUGAAAUAGAUUCCGUUGACCAAGGGUGAAAUUAGUCACCAUGGUGAUAGGGUCAAUCUUGAAAACCACUGCGGAUCCGGACACUUUUGGGACGCGGUUGGGCGGGAUACUUCGAUAUAUUUAUAUUUAAGAUUCAAGCCACUAGUGGCAAUGGGAAGGUAAUCGGCGUGGUCAGAUGGUCCAUCGGUUCCAUUAAAAAGGUUAGGUCGGUGUUUCUCAAACGAAUGGAGCAGGUAUUGUUGCGAAAGGGUAUCUCAACAAAAAAAAAACUCUCGGCAGCGAAAUGAAUCUUCGAUCAUCGAUCGGUUCGGGUUCAGUUUCUUCCACAAACACACACAAACAGAUACGCAAACCCACGAAACGGUACACAGUAAGAAACAAAUGUGAUGCUAAGUAAAUAACAUACAAACAAAACAAAUAUUAUCGAAUGUGUUCUAGGGGAAAACAAAAUCCAAAAAUAUGGAGGGUUAUCAGAGAGUAUAUUUAAAAGAUGGAAUGGGACAACCGGCGCUGCUGAAUAUGCAAAAGAAAGUAUUACAGAAUAGUUUUAUUUAUUUUUAAUAAACAUUCAUUGUGUGGAGAAGUAAAGAGGUUCGCAAUUAGGCAGAGCCCAAAGUAGGACUUCCAAAAAAAAACAUGUGUGUAAAUAGCCUGUAUAGGAGUAGCUCAAAUUACACUUAGCUUACAGAACGGAAGCAAACUAGAAAAAAAGUACACUGAGAAAAUACCUGCAACCAAACAAAUAGUGGAUGCCAGAGCGAGCGGCGCUCCCAAGAGAGGAUAUAUUUUUUGAUGCCACUUUUAUUCUUAGUCUCGUCAAUCUAGGGCAAACACUUGUCAGCCAACGAGGAGUUUUGCGUGGGAAACCUAACUUCAGAGCGUUUAGUUUGCUAGGGAUACGAAACUCGGCGCUGAUCUUUCAACCGAAAACAGUCAUGCGUGCGCUAGGCAAAACAUAUUGCUUAGACAAGUGUAUCUUUACUGAAGGGAGUGUAUAAAAGUUAGACAAAAUAAUUCAAUGAUAUGCCUUUUGAAAAGUACAAAAAAUACACACUAAACAAACACAUACACAAACUCGCACCGAGACACACGUACACGUAGGUACACAUAACACAUAAAAAGAAACUAUUGUAGGACUUGUUUAGUCAGGAGAGAUGAAAAGAGUUGUGCUGAUCGACUCGAGGACAGGAACUGUAAAUAUUGAUGUAAAGGUGUAUGUUUGUUUUUUUUCGUUAUCGAGCCGUGGUCGAUGAUCGAAGAUGUUCCUCCGAAGCAAAUGGAAAUUCUGACCAAUACUGCUAUCGAAAUCAUCGUCAGCACCUUGUUCUGAAGUUUUUGGGCGGGAUUCUAAUGGGCAUCAGUAGUAUAGAGUUAGCAUACGACACAAGUGAGAGAGGGUAUUCGAAAGGAAAGGAACAUGUAACCAAAAGCUGUGAAAGAAUAUUUUUAAACACUUGGUAAGGAGGAGAUCGUUAGUUUUAGGUUGUUCGUUUUUUUAGUAGUUAGCGAUGUAAUUAAUUUUAGCCACGUUUCAAGCGACGCGUGGGAAUCGUGUGAAUGAAAUUAAAAAAACACACACACAGUGUAGAUGUCGUGUGACCAUAGCUAGGACAGGGUAUGGCCAAAUUCUCACGAUGCAGAUAGCUGCCAGAAAUCACUCGCGUCCCACCGAGGCAAACCGAAAGGAAUGGGCAGGGAAAUCGUGACGCAGUUCCGUUAACUAGAAGAUAACAUUCCAAGAAGGCAGAUUUUAACUAAUACUACAACCUUAGCGAAAGCUGCAUCGAAACACAAAACACUGAAAUGUGGAAAUAUUAAGCGAAAUAAUUUGCCACAGUGAUAUAGGUUUAAUAAAGCAAAACACACUUAAUUUAUAAAGUAUUGAUCGGCAGAUAGGAUUGUCUAUGGAAGCUUAGGAAGAAACAGUAAAGCAACACGAAAGUCAAAUGGUUAUGCAAUUUUUGUUUAAGCUUAGCUAGCAGGAGAACAUAUUAAAAAAAAGUUCCAAAACUUAUAAAAAAAAACAUUGCGGUGAAGGUUUUCAAAAUUUUGUUAAAUGUUUUCGACUUGAAAUUUUCUUAUCUCCGGGCCAUGAGAAUGGUUUCGAUUGAACAAGGUGCUGUUUGGUUCAUUUAUCCAUGCAAAAGCGUUUCUGUGUAUUUUCACCCUUUGCCAUUAACGGCGCCAUCUAGACGAAGCGUAACGCACCGGUGCGGAUCUUCGCUAUAACGCUCACUCUUACCACGAUUCACUUAGUUUUUGGGUAAAGAUUAUGCACUGCCAAGUGAAGGAGUUGAUAUCUAACGAAGCAGACUAUAGACAAGGUAAGGAGGGCCUGAAGUAGAUCUACACCGUGGUGUAAGGAGAGCGUCCGAAAGAUGAUCCGUUGCGCUAAUCAUGCCUCAUAAAUGCCAUAAUUUGUCCACUCACACUUACACUUCGUACGACACACGAGCGAAUAAUAAACUCGCCACUGGUUUCCAAAUAUACCUUAAAAACACUCACAGUAAAAAAAGUUGAGAGCAUCACAGUCAAAAAAUAUACUUGAGAAGAAAAAAAAACAUGAUAUUAACAAAAAAAUCAAUACAAAAAAAUGGGGUACCUUACCUAAAUGUGUUUUCAAAACCUUUUAGCGUUUAAGUUGUUCGUCUUAGUGAUAAAUUACAAAUGUGUUUAAUUUAACUAGUGCGUCGAAGGCGCAAACAUGAAGCUAAAAUUUAAUACAUGUUGUUUUUGUCCGAUGCAAAACGCAAAAACAAACAACAAAAUCGACGUUCGCUUAGGAUAUUACUUAAUUUUUUUUAACGAAAGAAUGAGAAAAGUGUAAAAACUACCAUUUAAAAACAAGAAACAUAGCUUUAGAAUGUUCCCUGGAAAACAAAGAAGAGAAAUAAAAGAACCCCUUAACAAGAGUGUAAUACUAGGAAGAGAAACCGAGAGGAUAAGGAAAAAAAAGCGGUUUAAAAUUUACCAGCAUACUUUCAAAAAGUAUCAUUAGGCUAUAAGCGAAACAUGAUGAAACUCGAUGUUACAGCAUGCGGUGAAACAGAGCUAUUUAAAACAGACACACACACAUCGGUAGAGGAGCCACGGCGGCGGUUGUGUAUGUGUGCACACACGCGCGAUCGGAUUAAAUCGAUGUUGAACAUUUAUUAACUAUUUUUGUUUCUGAGAGGUUUAAGCAACUUUUAACGGCAAACUGUUGUGGCUACUAUUGCGCACCAUCGGUGAUUAAACAUGCAAAACAAAAAAAAAUGAAAGUAGAGUUUAUGGAUAGAAUAUGAAACCGUUAUUAAUGUACAUUAUUUUAUAUACUGGAUAAGUUGUAAGCGAUAAGUGAUAAGUUCUUCUUUCUUAGUAGUUAACAAAGGAAAACCUAUGUGUUGAAUAAAUUGAGAGGAUAAACAAACAAAGAAUCGGAAACAACAAAAUUGUAGAAUCAUGAUCGUAGUCUUUACAAAACACACACACAGAGGAAGAAUAAAAGUAAAACAACACAGAAAGUAUAGAAAACACACACGCGUAUAUAUUUUAAAUAUAUAUUUGAGAAACAAAAUGGGAAAUACUUGUAAAAAUGCAGAUAACAUCAUCUUAUUUUUAAUUAAUGUAUUUAAAAUACAAAAAAGUGAAACAAAUAAAGGAAAAAAUUGAA
Topomyia yanbarensis is the source of this 19670-nucleotide messenger RNA. RefSeq names its product nuclear hormone receptor FTZ-F1 (gene ftz-f1). The record is from RefSeq and is a predicted model, not a curated record. Gene Ontology annotation, biological process: tissue development; hormone-mediated signaling pathway; regulation of transcription by RNA polymerase II. Gene Ontology annotation, cellular component: RNA polymerase II transcription regulator complex. NCBI's taxonomy places the organism in Eukaryota, Metazoa, Arthropoda, Insecta, Diptera, Culicidae. The coding region runs from base 1883 to 4351 and encodes 822 amino acids. Gene Ontology annotation, molecular function: zinc ion binding; nuclear receptor activity; RNA polymerase II cis-regulatory region sequence-specific DNA binding. The transcript has 10 exons.